Molecule: messenger RNA, 2073 nt
Organism: Brettanomyces nanus
Lineage: Eukaryota; Fungi; Ascomycota; Pichiomycetes; Pichiales; Pichiaceae
Exons: 2
Coding region: 1-2073 (690 amino acids)
Biological process (GO): mitochondrial RNA 3'-end processing; RNA catabolic process
Cellular component (GO): mitochondrial degradosome
Molecular function (GO): nucleic acid binding; RNA helicase activity; hydrolase activity, acting on acid anhydrides
Source: RefSeq, a predicted model, not a curated record
AUGAAGUCACAAUUGAUUAGAGAGACCUCUAUGAUUGGCGCCGACGAUGUUCACCAUUCUACGGACGAGAGAAGAGUAUUAAAUGAUUUCAUUACACCACAUGAAUCAAAUGCGCCGUAUUUAAUUGACUACGUAGCAAAGCAUAAGAAUGAUCUUAACGACAUACCUUGGCAUAUUCCUGCCAGUGUUCCCAAGGAAGAGGUUCCUCAACGGGUGGUGGACGGGAUAGUCGAACGACUAGUGUAUAGCAGUAUGAAGCCUCACAAUUUGCAAUUCGUUUACAACGAUUCUUCCAACAACCAAAACUUCAACAACAAUCUCACAUUCAAUAUCAUGGAUAUAGAUAAUCCCUAUGAGUGGUUCCCAGAGGCCCGGAAGUUGAAGAGAAAGUUUAUUAUGCACGUUGGACCCACUAACAGCGGUAAGACAUAUCAUGCAUUACAAAGGCUAGAAAACUGUUCUAAAGGAUAUUUUGCCGGCCCUUUGAGAUUGCUUGCUCGUGAAGUGUAUGAUAAGUUCCAGUCGAAAGGGAUAAGAUGCAACUUAGUGACGGGCGAGGAGGUGAUCGUUGAUGUGGACGAGAGUGGCAACAAAGCAGGUGUCACUUCUGGAACCAUUGAAAUGCUCUCUCUUACAGAAAACUACGAUGUUAUCGUGGUGGACGAAAUUCAAAUGAUUGGGGAUCAAUUUAGGGGAUCCGCUUGGACCAAUGCUAUACUUGGAGCCCGUGCCAAAGAGAUUCAUCUCUGUGGAGAAGCAUCAGCUGUUCCUCUCAUCAAAAGACUCGUUGCCAUGACGGAUGAUGAGUUGGAGAUCAACGAGUACAAUCGUCUCAGCAAAUUAGUUGUCGACGACGAAACUGCUAAGAUGAAUGACCUCAGAAAGGGUGACUGCAUUGUCUGUUUUAGCAAAACAUCCAUUUUGGAUAUGAAAUUGCAAAUUGAGCAGCAGACCAAUUUGCGGUGUGCAGUUAUUUAUGGUGCUCUUCCGCCAGAAACACGUGCUCAGGAGGCGCAGAGAUUUAAUGAUGGGUACUAUGAUAUUGUUGUUGCAUCCGAUGCCAUAGGAAUGGGACUUAACCUUAAGAUCAAUAGGGUUAUUUUUACCACAACGCAGAAGUUCAAUGGACGUCAGAAUGUUAGUCUAUCACCUUCCAAUGUCAAACAAAUUGGAGGACGGGCCGGAAGAUAUGGUAUGGGGGAUUCAGUUGGCCAUAUAAGUGCCAUUUCAGAAGAUGAAUUGGUUAACGUGACAAAGGGUAUCGAAAGUCCUAUCGAAUUUAUUGAUAGAGCAGUACUUUGGCCACCUGAUGACUUAUGGGUUAGAUACUACUCGAUGUUCACCAAAGACACAGAUGCUCUUACCAUGUACCGAAAAUUUGAAACUGAUCUAUCCAAACUUUAUAGAUCUACUCGAAAGAUGAAACGUGAUUUCAAAGUCGAAUCCUUGGACGAGAAGAAGGUAAUGUCUGAGUUUUUACACAGAGAGAAGUUGAAGAAGAAUUUCAACAUUGCGGACCAGCUUCGCUGUAUCAGCGCACCAACAACAUUGACUACAAAUCCAAACCAGCCGUUGAAAGUUGUUUUGAACUAUAUUCUCAAAGAGUUCAUUCAAAAUAUUAUCAAGAGAACAAAAAAAUCGCUUUUCGACUUCGAUGCUGUUCCAUUCUAUCUUCUUUCGACGGAGAACCUGAUUAAUAGCGGCACUUCGCGUAACAAGGUCCUCAGUAAGAGGAAUAGUCCACUUAUAGAAGCAGAGCCCAUUCCAGCAGGUAUCAAAAACAAGAUUUUGGAAAAGCUAGAGAAAGAGGAACUAGAGCAUUUCAGAUCGAGAAAGUCCUACGUUAAGAGGCUAAAUCCCAUUGAAGAUAGACUAAUGAAAUUAGAGCAAUUUCAUAAAAUGCUUAGUUCAUAUAUGUGGUUAUCCUAUAGAUUCCCACAAAACUUCAUCGACAUCGAGUCUGCCAUGAAAUUGAAAGAAUUGGCAGAGUUUAAAAUUAGUGAGAUGCUUGGUAACUUAAGAUCGACCUCAACCAUGAAUUCUCGGAGAUUCAAGACUUUUAGCAAGCAUUAA